Messenger RNA from Miniopterus natalensis, 826 nucleotides. The record is from RefSeq and is a predicted model, not a curated record. Lineage: Eukaryota; Metazoa; Chordata; Mammalia; Chiroptera; Miniopteridae.
UGGACUUAUAUGGCGCCCUGAUGGCUCCAUGGCGAUAGAGCGCAUCCGCAUGGACAUUCGCAAGGUGGACGCUGUCUUUGUGGGCACCGGGGACCUCUUUGCCGCCAUGCUCCUGGCGUGGACACACAAGCACCCCAACAACCUCAAGGUGGCCUGUGAGAAGACUGUGUCAGCCAUGCACCACGUUCUGCAGCGGACCAUCAAGUGUGCAAAAGCCCAGGCCGGGGAAGGCCGCAAGCCCAGCCCGGCCCAGCUGGAGCUGAGGAUGGUCCAGAGCAAGAGGGACAUUGAGAACCCGGAGAUUGUUGUCCAGGCCACGGUGCUGUGAGGGCCUCCUGGGCCCACCCGCUGACUGACACAGUGUGUCGGCGUCUCCCUCUCCAUCCCUGUGAGAAAUGUAACGUCUGCCUUAGAGCUGUGACCUACACUUGGUAUUUUUUUUCUGUUGUGUGUCCAGCAUCAACUGGUCUUAAUUGUGAAAACAUGCCAGUCGUGCUUUUUAAAAAUAACAGAGUGAUCACAGAAAUCUGUAACUUGCAGACCCAGGUCCCCUCCCCGACAGAGGCUCCUGGGCCUCCCUGGAAAACCAGCUUGGUGGUCACCCUCUUGGGGGCAUACUCCCCAGCUGGGGAGGGACAUGGUGGGAGGGGCCGCUGCCCCCAGAGGGCCACAUGGACUCCCACCAUUGCAUUUACCCUGUGCAGCUUGAGCUGGGCCCUUGGCUGCAGUCGGGUGUGGGCUGUAUCUGUGUGUGUCUGAGAAGGAGUUUUGUGUUCACCGUUUGCAUCCGGGUGAAUUAUGCCAAAUGCCUUUGUUGUCAUUCUGA